CAUGAAACUCCCGUCGAUGUUUUUGGAGACUUCCUUGUUUGUCUCUUCCGCUGCACGAAGAGUUUUAUCAUUGACACGCAUGCCAACGGCCAGACCUUGUGGCACCAUGUCGAGACCAGCAUCGAAUUUGUCUUGAGUCAUCCCAACGGCUGGGAGGGCGCUCAGCGGACGAACAUGCGACGGACCGCCGCACACGGUGGUUCAAUUCCAGAUACAGACGAAGGUCGAGCGCGGAUCCGUUUCGUCACAGAAGGAGAAGCC
Molecule: messenger RNA, 261 nt
Organism: Suillus paluster
Lineage: Eukaryota; Fungi; Basidiomycota; Agaricomycetes; Boletales; Suillaceae
Exons: 1
Source: RefSeq, a predicted model, not a curated record